UCGUCGUCGCCACCGGGCUUUCAGUUUUCCGUCUUCUCACCGGCUCGCCGCCGAUCACGCCCCGACCGGAGACCGUAAUUCUCACCAAGUUUGUCCUCCUCGCUCUGACCUCUGUCGAAUUUACUGCUGUUUGAUCCUACAAGAACGGAAUCCCACUCGCUACGAUCUCCAUUCUGUUAAUUACGGUCACAAAGCGGAUUGGGCACUAAUUUGCUUGUUCUCUCUCUCUCUCUCUCUCUCUCUCUCUCUCUCUCUCGAUUUGGAUACUGUGAUCUUAGAGUAGAUUCAUUCAUGUCUUUUCGCUGUUUCCCGGGCUUGAAUCGGUGAUGCAGGAAUUGGUAAUGGGAAUCAGUAAAACCGAGAUAGACUUGAGGAGGCUGCUCGACGCUGCCCCGCGGCAGCAAAAUCAAGCCAAACUUGUACAUUAUGUUGCUAGUCUGCGAGAACAAUUGGAGAAUUUGGGUGCAGAGAGAACUCCAGAUGGUUUGCCUAGGGUUUCCAAGACGAAGGUAAAUGAUUAUUCAGACAGGAUUGAAGCAAUUGCUUCUAAACUUGCGGCUGCACCAUUGCCUGAGAUUAAGGCACCAGCGGAGCCUAUUGCUAGUUCUAGCAGGGGUAGUCUUACUGUAGAGGAAGAAAAUCGCCUUCCAUCUUCCCCCGGUUUGAGAAGGAGAAAGCAACUCUCAAACGUUGAAGACAGAAGUCACGACAGUGCUCACGGGGAUUCAUCCACAGCCCAAGUGAAACUGGAUGCUGCAGCUCACAUGCACAUAGAAAAGCACAGAAAGUUGCAGGAGGACCUGACAGACGAAAUGGUUGUCCUGGCACGGCAACUGAAAGAGAGCAGCCUAAUGAUGCAUCAGUCUGUGCAGGGCGCUGAAAAGGUACUGGAUUCGACGGAGCAAGCAAUCGAGCAAAGCUUGGCUACCACAGGCCAUGCUAAUGUCCGGGCUGCGCAAGUCGUCUCUCAAAGCUCCAAGACCUCAUGCCUCACCUGGCUUCUCCUCUUCGCCAUGAUUUGCAUCUUCGUCAUGGUCGUGCUUCUCAUUCGUGCCACCUAACGGAUACUCUUUUUUGGUUUGUUCGGGAAAGAAAGGUUUAUUUGUUCCCAAUUUCAUACGUGCUCUAAUUCGCAGGAGUUGCUUAACAGAAUCAUCAUUUUGGUAACGAAAUUACGAGUUCAUUAAACAGUUGUUAAUGACUCCGGAAUAGAGUAUCGAUAUGGACGACUUCCAUUCUUGUAUAGAGUUAUAGAUUCCAUUUUCAGGUUCCUAUUCCUAAUUCGUUUUCACAGUUGUUAAUGACUACUACUUAAUGAAAUACUUCUUAUAGUCUAUUUGGAUGAAGCAUUUCUAAAAUGAGGUAUUCUGCAUCGAAUAAUCGAAUUUAAUACUC
Molecule: messenger RNA, 1395 nt
Organism: Linum trigynum
Lineage: Eukaryota; Viridiplantae; Streptophyta; Magnoliopsida; Malpighiales; Linaceae
Source: the annotation of a GenBank genome assembly